Molecule: messenger RNA, 906 nt
Organism: Dromiciops gliroides (monito del monte)
Lineage: Eukaryota; Metazoa; Chordata; Mammalia; Microbiotheria; Microbiotheriidae
Product: vomeronasal type-1 receptor 2-like
Biological process (GO): G protein-coupled receptor signaling pathway
Cellular component (GO): membrane
Molecular function (GO): pheromone receptor activity
Source: RefSeq, a predicted model, not a curated record
AUGUUUUCUAAUGAAGAAAUCUUUGGAACUGUUUUUGCAAACCAGGUCAUAAUUGGAGUCCUAGGGAAUUCACUCCUCAUUUAUUUCUACGUAUUCAAUUUUCUCCAUGGUCAUAAGGGAAAACCAAUAGAUCUGAUUCUUACUCAUUUGUCCCUUAUCAAUGUCCUGUUACUUCUUACUAAGGGAAUGACCCGGUCAGUGACACUUUUGGGAAUAAGAAAUUUCCUUGGUGAUAAUGGCUGUAAGACUAUAGUUUACCUGGACAGAGUGUUUCGGAGCCUUUCCUUCUGCAGCAUAAGUCUUUUGAGUAGUUUCCAGGCCAUCACUAUCAGUUCAAACAGCCAUGUGUGCACAGUGCUUAAAGCAAGGGCCCCAAAGUACAUCACCACUUCUCUUAUCAUCUGUUGGAUUCUCAGUCUAUUGAUAGAAGGAGUUAUUCCCAUAUAUGUGAUUAUACCCACAAAUAGUUCAAGUUUUAGGGACAAGUGGAACUCAGACAUUUGCACUAUCAGUAUUUAUGCCAUGAACACCUUCAACACUAUGCUAUGGAAGAUGCUUUAUGAAUCUUUGUGGUUUGGAUGCACAACAUGUAGUAGUAUAUACAUCAUAUUUACCAUGAAAAAGCACCACCAUCAAGUGCUUCACAUUCAUAGCACCAGCUUCUCCCCUAGAACCUCUCCUGAGAUUAGAGCCACCAAGACUGUCAUGAUGCUUAUGAACAGUUUUAUCUGUUUUCAUUUAGUCAGUUCUAUCUUUUUUGCUCUUUAUAAAUAUAAUUCAUCUAAUUCCUGGGUGUUACAUGUCUCUGCCUUUAUGACUGGAUGUUUUCCAACUUUCUGCCCCUUUAUGCUGAUUAGCAGUAUCAGCAAGUUUUCCAGUAUCUGUUCCGUGUUUUUUAAUAGUUGA